This is a messenger RNA of Empidonax traillii (willow flycatcher), 3094 nucleotides long. RefSeq names its product Scm polycomb group protein homolog 1 (gene SCMH1). The record is from RefSeq and is a predicted model, not a curated record. Gene Ontology annotation, biological process: regulation of DNA-templated transcription. Lineage: Eukaryota; Metazoa; Chordata; Aves; Passeriformes; Tyrannidae. Gene Ontology annotation, cellular component: nucleus. Gene Ontology annotation, molecular function: protein binding. The transcript is spliced from 16 exons. The coding region runs from base 293 to 2377 and encodes 694 amino acids.
CCCGCCUCCCUGCGCAGCGCGAACAUGGCGGCGGCGGCGGCGGCGGCGAGGGACUGAGGGACUGAGGGACUGACGGGCUGGGGGACUGACGGACUGAGCAGCGCCAGCGCUCGGCGGCCGCGCAGGUUCUGCUAUGCCGCAGUGUUUGUACUGACUCUGCUGUCUUGGAGGAGUGAUGGGGAACUAGAGCCCAUGACAGUUCAGUGGAGCCCUUGGCACUUUUGAUAUCUCGACACCUUCAGUUCUCUAAGAGCAAGCCAGUCCCAGGAUCAGGACAGCAGCAGGUGGUAGAAUGCGGAAACCAGGCCCUCAGAAAGCCAUAGACUGGAAAGAUGGUAAAAAGCACAAGUACAGCCGCCCGUCAGAGUCUCCCUCCCAGUACCAAGGUCACUUCACCUGGGAGAAAUACCUGAAAGAGACAUGUGCCAUCCCAGCUCCUGCCCAUUGCUUCAAGCAGUCAUACACUCCCCCUGCCAACGAGUUCAAGAUCAGCAUGAAGCUGGAGGCCCAGGACCCCCGGAACACCACGUCCACGUGCAUCGCCACCGUGGUGGGGCUGACGGGCGCGCGGCUGCGCCUGCGCCUCGACGGCAGCGACAACAAGAACGACUUCUGGCGCCUGGUGGAUUCUGCUGAGAUCCAGCCCAUUGGGAACUGUGAGAAGAAUGGAGGCAUGCUGCAGCCUCCCCUGGGCUUCCGGCUGAAUGCCUCCUCCUGGCCCAUGUUCCUCCUGAAGACUCUGAAUGGAGCAGAGAUGGCUCCUGUCCGGAUUUUUCACAAGGAACCACCAUCUCCAUCCCAAAACUUCUUCAAGACAGGUAUGAAGCUGGAGGCAGUGGACAGGAAGAACCCUCACUUCAUCUGCCCGGCCACCAUUGGGGAGGUGAGAGGUUCUGAGGUCCUCAUAACAUUUGAUGGCUGGAGAGGUGCCUUCGAUUACUGGUGCCGAUAUGAUUCCCGGGACAUCUUUCCCGUAGGCUGGUGCUCGCUGACUGGAGAUAAUCUGCAGCCCCCUGGUACAAAAGUUGUGAUUCCAAAGAGCCCUUUACCUGCCUCCGAAGUAAACUCGGAGAAACCUAGCAUGCACAGUAGCUCAAAGACUGUUUUGGGGCAUCAACAAGGGCAAAGGCGUCGCAAAACAGGGAAGAAGCGUGGUCGAACGACCAAAGCGCUAAUCCACCACCCCAUGCCUGCACCCUCCAAGUCAGUGGAGCCUUUGAAAUUCCCCAGAAAGAGAGGCCCCAAGCCUGGCAGUAAGAGGAAACCUAGGACAUUGCUGAACCCAGCACCCACCUCUCCAACCACCAGUACCCCAGAGCCAGACACAAGCACUGUGCCCCAGGACGCUGCUACAAUCCCCAGCUCUGCCAUGCAGGCUCCCACAGUUUGCAUUUACUUGAACAAGAACGGCAGCACUGGGCCCCACCUAGACAAGAAGAAGGUUCAGCAGCUGCCAGACCAUUUUGGACCAGCUCGAGCUUCUGUUGUCCUGCAGCAAGCAGUGCAGGCCUGCAUUGACUGCGCUUAUCAUCAGAAAACAGUCUUCUCCUUCUUAAAACAAGGCCACGGGGGAGAGGUCAUCUCAGCUGUGUUUGAUCGGGAACAGCACACUCUGAACCUGCCAGCAGUAAACAGUAUCACCUACGUCCUCCGCUUCCUGGAGAAGCUGUGCCACAAUCUGCGCAGUGACAACCUCUUUGGGAACCAGCCUUUCUCUCAGAACAGCCACAUGCAGCGCUCACACGAGUACGACCACGACAGGUAUCUACCAGACAGAAGCAGUUCGUUAGACGGCUCUCUGCAGGGACCAGGCCGGGGUACAAAGCGCUAUUCCCAAGAUUCCCCUCCAUACACUGCUCCUCUCUCCCCCAAGUUACCAAAGAAUGACCGUCACCCUUUGGAAGGUGAAACCUUUGUCCUGGGGGAUGGCCUCCCAGGGCCCUUGGAGCCUCGCCUGGACCCUAUGGACUCUGCCUUGAACUCUGUCAAUUCCUCCAGCCACAGCAGGAGCUCCAGAGACUAUCGCCUGCCAGGAUACAGGCACCUGCACCAACCCUCGAGCCUCAGCCAGGGCAGCAGCUCUGCCCUGCGCAGGCUUAGCUCUGGGGGGUCUGACAGGUACCUCGGCUCUCGGGACGGGCCCCGGCUGAGCAGCCGCGACCCCUCGUGCUGGACGGUGGAGGAGGUGAUGCAGUUCAUCCGCGAGUCCGACCCUCAGCUGGGCCCCCACGCUGACCUGUUCCGGAAACACGAGAUCGACGGGAAGGCCCUGCUCUUGCUGCGGAGUGACAUGAUGAUGAAGUACAUGGGGCUGAAGCUGGGGCCAGCCCUGAAGCUCACUUACCACAUCGACAAGCUAAAGCAAGGCAAGUUCUGAGAGGACACUCGGCAGGACAGAUCCUGGAAGCUCCGCUCCUGGCCACCCCCACCCGCGCUCACCUGCCAACAGGUUCGCAUGCACACACCCCAUUUACACCGCAGACAGAUGGACAGACAGACAGACGGACACCUCGCCGACAGCCCGGCCCCCCCCGGGAGGGAGCCCGGCACAGUUGGGUUUCACACCAGCCUCAAGCCGUGGGUGUCCUGUCGGAAGCAGAGGGUCCCUCCCAGCACUCCUCCGUGGGCUCCCUGUCCUGCUUGCCUGGGAUGGAGCAGCAGCUCUGGGCAGUGUCUGUGGGGACUGGGCACUGGCACCACCUCUCCUCCCUCGCCUGCCCGGGGCAUGGGGGCUGGACGGGGCUGCAGUGGGGCCGUGCCCCCGACUGGGCUCAGCCCUGCGGCACCACAGUGAGCUCGGAGCAUCGACUGCCCCAUCCCCGCCUUCCACACCCAUGGGGAGCCCACGGGCCACUCACCCCCUGAGCUCUGCCUGCCCCUGGCUUCCAGCCCGGCUCCAGCUGGGCACACCAGGCCAGGGGUGGAGGCCUCUGUAUUUAUUCGGGACUGGAAAGGCCACACGGCCCUGGCUGGGAGCAUGGAGUGAGCUGGGAGAGCCAGGGAGCGGGGCUGAGGUGCCCCUGGCACGGGUUGGAGCUGCCUGGAUGCUGCAGGACUCGACUGAUCCUUCUCGCCUUUUUUUUUUUUUAAUUUU